CAGACUGGUCGAACAAUCGCAGCAGUUUUGUCGACGUUUAGGCCGCUGUUUUGUUUUUAUUUAUUUUGCCUAUUCUUCGUUUCAGGCCGCCGCCAUGAUUAAAAACGGUCAUUACGUCACUGACGGGCAGGGCGGGGCCGCCCGUUCGUUCGGCCAGGGUGGAUCCGCGUGCACCCCGGAAAAAAGGAAGCGGGUUGUACGUGUGUGGUGUGACGGCUGUUACGACAUGGUCCAUUACGGUCACUCCAACCAGCUGCGGCAGGCGAAGUCCAUGGGCGAUUACCUCAUGGUCGGCGUUCACACAGAUGCGGAGAUUUCCCAGCACAAGGGUCCUCCGGUCUUCACUCAGGAAGAACGCUACAAAAUGGUCCGAGCCAUCAAAUGGGUGGAUGACAUCGUGGAAGGAGCACCGUACGUCACCACGCUGGACACUCUGGACAAGUAUAACUGUGACUUCUGUGUCCACGGAGAUGACAUCACUCUGACGGUUGACGGGAAGGACACGUAUGAGGAGGUGAAGUGCGCCGGCCGGUACAGGGAGUGUAAACGCACGCAGGGCGUGUCCACCACAGACCUGGUGGGGCGCAUGCUCCUGAUGACUAAGGCGCACCACAGCGUGAUGAGUAACCCGGAUUACCAGCAGCACACCGACAACUUUGGAAAGGGUCCAAAAGGCACCAGUCCCUGGACCGGAGUGUCUCAGUUCCUGCAGACCUCCCAGAAGAUCAUCCAGUUUGCUUCAGGAAAGGAGCCUCAGACCGGAGACACCAUCAUCUACGUGGCCGGGGCCUUUGACCUUUUCCACAUUGGCCACGUGGACUUCUUGGAGACAGUUUACCGGCAGGCAGAGAGGCCCUAUGUUAUUGUCGGCCUCCACUUUGACCAGGAAGUGAAUCGGUACAAAGGGAAGAACUACCCGAUCAUGAACAUCCAUGAGAGGACGCUGAGUGUGCUGGCGUGCCGGUAUGUGUCAGAAGUCGUGAUCGGAGCGCCGUACGCCGUCACCAAAGACCUACUGGAUCAUUUUAAGGUGGAUCUGGUGUGUCACGGCAAGACUGAAGUCUUCCCGGACAAAGACGGCUCAGACCCAUACGCGGAACCAAAGCAGAGGGGGGUCUUCAGGGCCGUGGACAGCGGGAACACUCUGACCACCGACGACAUCGUCCAGCGGAUCAUUGAAAACCGACUGCAGUUUGAGGCCCGAAACCAGAACAAGGAGGCCAAGGAGAUUGCAGUGAUUGAGGCCUUGAAGAGGAGGGAGGAGCAGGUGAAGGACGCCGCUGAUGCCCAGGCCGCUCACUGAAGUGACGUCAGACCUCUGUGUGUGUGAUUCACUGGUUCUGAUCUGCAUGGGUCAAACAGGGUGACCUCAUGGGAAAGGUGCAGGUUCUCCUAACGUGGGCGUGGCUGGGUAAAAGCCUCAGAAUCUGUGUCUAAAGAUUGGGUCCUGGUGGAGGUGAUUCUGCUGUGUUCUGAUUUGUUCUGUCGUCUUUUCUUUCGUCGGGUCUCGGACUCUCCCCGUUAAAGCGUCUGUAAAUUAACUUAUUGCUGAUUGCUUUUAGAUUUUAAUUCACAAUUUUUAAUUGUUCUGUUUUUUGUUUGUUUGUUUUUUUAUUUUGGGCUUUGGUUCUGGAUUAUCAGAGUUGUGACUGGUCUGGUUGGAGACGUCUUCACUGACGUCUUACUGUGUUUCAGAAUUCAUCAGAAAACUGAAACAUUUCCUCUGAAGACUCAUGAAACAUCUGGAAGAGGAAACAGGAAGUCUGGUGUUUUCCAGUAAACUUGUAGAUUUAGUUUCUGUUUAUUUUAUCAAAAAAAAGAGACAAUGUGUGUGAAGUAUUAAAAUUUUAAUCACAGAUUUUAACUUCCUGAAUUUGCACUGAUUUUACAAGUCAGAAAAAGUUUGGACGAUAUGGAAAAUGAAGG
Thalassophryne amazonica is the source of this 1926-nucleotide messenger RNA. Its product is annotated as ethanolamine-phosphate cytidylyltransferase-like. Gene Ontology annotation, biological process: phosphatidylethanolamine biosynthetic process. NCBI's taxonomy places the organism in Eukaryota, Metazoa, Chordata, Actinopteri, Batrachoidiformes, Batrachoididae. The record is from RefSeq and is a predicted model, not a curated record. Gene Ontology annotation, molecular function: ethanolamine-phosphate cytidylyltransferase activity. Gene Ontology annotation, cellular component: cytoplasm.